AGUUUCAGUCUGAAAUCGUCGGUCGUUGAGCGCGGAAGUGCCGAGUAAGAGAGAGAAUACGGCACAGAGCGCGAUUUGUUUGAAUGGCUGGCACGACAAGCAUGGCCACAUCCACAGCUACGUUCACGUUCAUGUGUGUGUGUGGAUGAAAGAACAACAGCGGCAGCAGCGACGUCAAAAUAGUAGUGAAGCAUAAAGACCAACAAAAUAAAGAAGAAAUAAGCCCAAAACUUAACAAUAACAACAGCAGCACCAACGCCAGCAAACAAUCAACGUCAGCGUCUUGUUUUUUUUUUUUUUUCUGUUCUUGAAUGCGAGGUGGAGUUGCUGUUGUUGGCACCUCGUGUACCUGGAUCAGUUGAGCUGCCGUAUUCGCGUGUUCCGCCGCGCUGUAAAUCUCAGUUACAAAGUGCAUCAGUGUUAGUUAGCAAUUGUAAGUGACCAUGGCGCGAUUUAAUAACAGUGUAAACAUCCCCACAAACAAACACUAACCAACAAUAACUACUUAGUCUAUGUAAGCCGCGUGACUCUCAAAUUGUGUGCAUGGAUCCGGUUGCUGUACAUUAUAAUGCGAAUCGAUUGCAAAUAGUCCAAAAAGAAAGGAUAAAUAUUUUAAUAGAUAUGCAGAAAUUUAUCACCUCGUAAACUGAUGACAUUGGCUAUGCCCCAAUUAAAACAAAGCAAAAUGUACAUUUAUCUAAAUCGCGAAGCGUGAUAAGAAAACAUAACUGACUUUAAGAACAAAACCAACAUUGGUUAUAACAAAAAUCUCAAUUGACAAUAUAAAGGAGAAAAUUAAAUACAACUUGCGAAAAUGACAAUAACAUAUACAGGUGAAGUGGCCACCUGCCGUGGCUUUGGCUGCUUUCUCAAACUGCUUCUCAGGUGGCGCGGAAGUAUUUACAAAUUAGUUUGGCUGGAUCUGCUCGCUUUUCUUACACUAUAUUAUUUGCUGAAUUUGGUCUACCGCUUUGCGCUCAAUGAAAGCCAAAAAGAAACGUUCGAGGCGAUCGUGGCCUAUUGUAACAGCUAUCGUGAUCUCAUCCCGCUGUCCUUUGUGCUCGGCUUCUAUGUCUCAAUUGUAAUGACACGCUGGUGGAAUCAGUACACAUCUAUUCCUUGGCCGGAUCCAAUCGCUGUAUUCGUCAGCUCCAAUGUGCACGGCCAGGAUGAACGCGGUCGGGUUAUGCGUCGCACAAUCAUGCGCUAUGUGUGCCUGUGCCUCACGAUGGUUCUGGCGAAUAUAUCACCACGCGUCAAGAAACGAUUUCCUGGCCUAAACAAUCUCGUGGAAGCGGGCUUGCUCAAUGAGAACGAGCGUACAAUCAUUGAGACAAUGAACAAAUCUUUUCCGCGACCCUCCAAGCACUGGCUCCCAAUUGUGUGGGCGGCCAGCAUCAUUACGCGGGCAAGAAAAGAGGGCCGCAUUAGGGACGAUUUCGCCGUGAAGACCAUCAUCGAUGAACUAAACAAGUUUCGAGGACAGUGCGGACUGCUUAUUAGUUAUGAUACGAUCAGUGUGCCCCUGGUUUACACACAGGUGGUUACUUUGGCUGUUUAUUCCUAUUUCCUCACCUGCUGCAUGGGGCAGCAGUGGACGAAUGGAAAAGUCGUGGGCACCAGUAGCUAUCUGAACAAGGUAGAUUUGUAUUUUCCAGUGUUUACCACGCUGCAGUUCUUUUUCUACAUGGGCUGGCUCAAGGUGGCUGAGUCUCUGAUCAAUCCCUUUGGCGAGGAUGAUGAUGAUUUUGAAGUUAAUUGGAUGGUGGAUCGCAAUCUGCAAGUCUCCUAUUUGAUUGUAGAUGAAAUGCAUCAUGAUCAUCCAGAAUUACUUAAGGAUCAGUACUGGGACGAGGUGUUUCCCAAUGAGCUACCCUAUACUGUUGCUGCAGAACGGUUUCGCGAGAAUCAUCCGGAGCCUUCCACAGCCAAGAUCGAUGUACCGAAGAAUGCGGCCAUGACCUCUGGGAUGUCAUCUGUGCGCAUCGAUGAAAUGGUUGGUAAUAAUAGCACCGGCGCCUCUGGGUCUAAGCCGCCUUCAGCUGAACAGCCACAAGGCGCACCUAUGCAGACAGUUACUUAUGAUCUUUCCAAAGCUGCGCCAGAUGAGGAGGGCGACGACGCCAGCGGCAUACAUUUCUCAGCAGGCAAUGGCAAAUCGCGGCUGGGGCUAGGCUCCUCGCCCAGUCUGGUUAGUGUAUCGGGUACACUGUCCCGGGUAAAUACGGUGGCGUCGGCACUGAAACGUUUCCUAAGUCGCGACGACAGCCGUCCAAGCUCUGCCACGCCCACCGAAGAUCCGGGCAAGUAUCGCUUCCCGAGCAGCGCCAGCUCGGCAAGUUUAACGGGCACCACUGGCGGCCCAGCUGCUGUGAAGCCCGCAGGCAGCAUGCGCAUAACCCAACAGGUCAUUGAGGAGGUGGACGAGCAGGCCACCAUUACGUCGAUGCGUCCCAACGAUCCGCGUCCCAAUGUAAAGGAUAUAUUUGCGCCGGCCACUGGUCAGCCGCAAACAGCGCCACUGCAGCCGCCACCGCCUGCAACAGGAGCAGCAACACCGUCACGCUCCCAGCCAGUGGACAUACCCAGACGCUCGCCGCAGUACGAGCGCGCCCACUCGCAGUAUGAUCCGACGCCAUCACUCUUUCCGCCUGGUGGCGUGGAUGCUCUGCUGAGCACAUCAGCCCCAGCCGGAGACAGUCCCUUACUCAUGUCAGCAGCCACGGCGCCCAGUUCGCCGGUGGGCGACAGCAGCAAGUCGCUGUUCGAGCAGCACAAGGCCGCCAGCCGUGAGACGGCGAUUGAGAGACCCGAUGCAGCGCAGAUUUUCAGGUGGUUCGUGACGCCCGUCGAAAAUCUUGACAUCAAAACAUCGAACGAUAUACUGGCCAACACAGCUGCCGAUGCUGCUCCGAAUGUCGGCGAUGAUUUUGAGAAGCUGAAAGCUGCUCGGGAAAAGGAGAAGCUGGUGCGCCAGCAAAUGAACCUGGCCCGUACCAUUAGCACUGCCCCGGGUGUGGAUCCCUCCGGAGUUGUUCCGCUGGUGCCAGUUGUGCCCGUGGCCAUGCCAAUGAUGGCGCCCACUGCGCCCCAGCCGAACACAACGACCGCGCUCCCGGCUGUUGCUUCCAGCGCCGAUUUACUCGCCGGCGGCGAACCAGUGACCAAUUCAACCACUAAAUCCGAGGAUGCCACCCCAGGAAGUUGAGCUGGCUGGCGUUUAGUAUUCAGGCAUACAGUUUAAAGUAUGCCACUUGUGUUGUACAACUUUUCAAAUAAGAUAAGUUAAUUAUUUAGCGUAUUAGUUAAUUUAUAUAAGCUACUGAACUUAAUGCCUUAACAUGCAGAAUGACAGAAACAGAUUAAGAAUGCUCAUAACGUUAAAACGAUCUUGAGUGAGAAUGUACCCAUUUAACGCAGUUUAAAUACCUAUUAUUUAAAAUGAUGUCAAAAGUGAUUUGAAUCUUUACAAUAAUAUAAGUUUUCUAAAUUGCCAGAAAA
This is a messenger RNA of Drosophila virilis, 3501 nucleotides long. RefSeq names its product Bestrophin 1 (gene Best1). NCBI's taxonomy places the organism in Eukaryota, Metazoa, Arthropoda, Insecta, Diptera, Drosophilidae. Gene Ontology annotation, molecular function: chloride channel activity. The record is from RefSeq and is a predicted model, not a curated record.